AUGAAUCCAGAUCAAAGCACGGCGGACGGAGAUGAAAAGGAUCAAAAUGACUUAUGUGAUCGAUCUCCCUCUCCUACUCCGACUCAGAGAAUCAAAAAUAUAAAAAAAACGAGUCGAGACAAAAAGAGUCACAAUAAUGUCUCUCAUUAUACUCUCCACCCCAAGCCCAAGAUGGAGAUAGGCAGAUAUCCAAACAUGGGAUUCUGCAAUUCCCCUGACGUCACACGGACAAAAGUCGAUCGAGAAAACGGGUGUAUCAUCGUGGAUAUGGAGAAGCUUAACACACUCGCAUACAUAUGA
Molecule: messenger RNA, 300 nt
Organism: Botrytis byssoidea
Lineage: Eukaryota; Fungi; Ascomycota; Leotiomycetes; Helotiales; Sclerotiniaceae
Exons: 3
Coding region: 1-300 (99 amino acids)
Source: RefSeq, a predicted model, not a curated record